Molecule: messenger RNA, 600 nt
Organism: Leishmania braziliensis MHOM/BR/75/M2904
Lineage: Eukaryota; Euglenozoa; Kinetoplastea; Trypanosomatida; Trypanosomatidae
Exons: 1
Coding region: 1-600 (199 amino acids)
Source: RefSeq, a predicted model, not a curated record
AUGGCCGCCGCUGAUCAACUCCGUUACGCGGCUCAGCUGAUCGAGCUGGCGCGCAGCGAAGAGACGGAAGACGGCAACCCGCUCACAGCGGUGCGCUACUACACAACAGCGAUGGAGAUUAUCGCCUCAGAGGCGUCGAACCUAGCGGCGUUGAUUACGAGGAAUGAGGCGCGUCGCUUCUUUCUCUUUCAAGUCCGGUCGAAGCUCGACAUGUACUACCAACGCGCGGAACUGCUUCUGCAAGUCGCGAGCGGAUCGGGGCUUCUCGACAAGCCCAGUAUUGGCAACGGCGACACCCCGCCUUUCCAAGUUAGCUACCCACCUGCGCUCUACACGCCGGCGGUGGCGAGCGACAAGAGCAAUAGUGGCGACGGCGCGGGCGGUGGUGGUAGUGUACUUGGCAUUCCGCUGCUGCCACAGCAGAUGAUGCCCACCGCUUCACCCCCUCAAACUCAAUCUGGGCAUGGCAACUCCAACGAGCUGCCGAUAAGCCUCUACCUGAAGCCUGAUGACGACGGAACCGCAGCACCGCCGCCGGUGACAUCGGAGCUGGAUCUUGACAAGCUCAUGAAGAACCUCGGCGCACCACCAGAUAUGUAG